Parnassius apollo (apollo) is the source of this 1749-nucleotide messenger RNA. NCBI's taxonomy places the organism in Eukaryota, Metazoa, Arthropoda, Insecta, Lepidoptera, Papilionidae. The record is from the annotation of a GenBank genome assembly.
AUGGAACAGCCUCCCAGGAACUUAGAGCAAAUGAGGAGUAUAUUGGAUGAGGCGAUUUUGGAAACGCGCAGUACCCCUCUCGAAAAUCGACCGCGACUUCCCCACAUACCCCUAAGCAAGCGAAAUCGGGCUGUCGCGAGGGCUCUGAACCCAAUGCUGGUGACCUAUUUGGAAGCCAGCCGGGACCUUUGCGAGACGGACUCAAUUCUUUUUGGCGCCGCACUGGCAGUUUGCCGUAUUAUAGGCGCCAAACUUCCCACGGCUGAACGCACUACUGCACAAAGUAGCGCCAUCCCAGCCUGGAGAACAAGAAUCGAGGAACGUAUCGCAAAAGGCAAGGGCCCUCAUCGGCAGACUGACAUGCUUCAGCCGGAUAUAACGCAGAAACUAACGGAGCGCAUAGACGACCUGAAACAAAAGAUCGCUGCUUGGGGGAAGCGGAUUCGACGAUUUACCGAGAGGUCAGGCAGGUUCAACCAGAAUCGUCUCUUCCAGAGUGAUCAGAAGAGGCUCUAUAAAUCAUUGGAGCGACCAAAGUUAAGUGGAGCGGGCCCAGGACCGGAUCAGGCCGACACUAUCGCAUUCUGGCGUGGCCUGUGGUCAGAGCCCGUAAACCACAGCGAGGGCCCUUGGACGGAAGUUGUAGCGAGCCAGGGUGCGAGUGUUAUGCACAUGGAUCCCGUCACCAUAACGCCGAAUGACGUGGCUGAGGCGGUCCGUAGGGCCUCGAACUGGAAAAGUCCGGGGCUCGACGGGCUGCAUCACUACUGGCUGAAAGGGUUCGUAGUGUGUCAAACUACUACUAAACCAGUUUUUAUCGCUUGCUCAAGCGCAGCGAAGCUAAACAAGGCUUAUCUGCCACCAAACUAUGCCCAGACAUCGGGGGGUUCGAGCGACUUCCUUCAACCGCCUCUUUCAAGUACUACGUCUAAUUUAAAUGGAUUCUCCAGCCAAAGAAAUGAUGAUUUCCCCAAUAAAGAUCUCGCUCAGAACGAGUACAACCGAGACGGUAACGGUUUUGUCAAAAAUGGUAAUAGCUUUCUACAUAAUCAAAUAAAUGCCUUUGAAAAUUAUGAAACCCGCUCUGAACGUCCCCGUGCUGCUUUAGAAAGGAACGCAGCAAUUCUUCGACUGUUUAAUAAUAAUGAUGGACAAACCUACUCUUAUGCUUUUGAAACUGAAAAUGGUAUAUACGCAGAAGAAAAUGGUGUAGCUACAAAUGGUGUCGAAGCGCAAGGUAGUUAUUCCUACACCGGUGAUGACGGACAAGUAUAUAGCGUCAGAUAUACAGCUGGCCAGAAUGGUUUUGUACCGAAAGGUGACCACCUCCCUACGUCUCCUCCUAUUUCACAGGAGAUUUUAUUGGCUCUAGAACAAAACGCCCGUGAUGAGGCUGAAGGAAUUUACGAUGAUGGGUCCUACGAUGAAUACAAGUAUUCCAAUGGAGGCAGCAGAUACGAUACUCCAGUUUUUGGCAACAGUAAUACAAAUGGAAACCAUGUCAACAAAAUAAAUGACCAUGACGCGAUUGUAAUUAAUUCUGCUUUUAAUCCUGAAGUAUUCGGUCAGCAGGGAACCGGAGUAAGAAAUGCAAACAACCUUAGAAAGCCAAUCGACGAUGGUGUUACUAAAGCCUAUUUGCCACCUAUAUCCGAACAGAGGACUUCAGGAAACCAAAACGAAGAAGCUCGUUUCGGUAGCAGGAACCGCCAGCCAGGCUUCACCCCUAGAAACAGUUACAACUAUUAA